AGCAUUAUGUAUUAUUAUCACCAGUAAAAACAACUGUUUUUCAUGAAGAAAAAGCAGUCAAUUUUUCAGGCAAAUAAAAAUUCUUCCAUUCAUAUCUGCAGUAACUACUUAUGUACACCGGAAGGCAUCAUUAACCAAUAACCCAUGCUGUGAUCUAUUUAUAGUAUUAUCUGUCAAAAUAUAUAUGAGAAACACUCUGAUAACAUAUUUGUUGACAUUACUAAACAUUGGUUUAUUUGUAUACUACAGAAACUGACGGAUUCUUCCUGUUACUGUUAAUACUGACAACAGCACUUACAAAGUGCAUCACAUUCUCAAAGUGCUGCACAGACAUUAAGGGUCAGAUUCUGUUACCUUUACUCCCACUGAGCAGUGCUUUCCUCCACAAGUAAUCCCUUUGACGUCAAUGGGAUUUCUUGUGGAGUAAGAUACUAUUCAACGUAAGCGAGGAAAUGACAAUCAGGCCAUAAAUAAUUCUCAUGAUCCCUCUUUAGAUAUCAUUUUCCUGGAUGGGAAAUAAAAACAUAUUGUCUUGAAAGUUUAUGCCCACUGGAUUCUGCUGUAUCAGGGCCUGAAAUAAUCUCUGGUAUAAAUUAGAGCAGCCCCUUUGUGAUAUGAUGGUAAUUGGGGCAACAUAAGUUUUUAAUAUAUUUAUCCUCACAACAUCACUAUGAGAUAGCACAAUACUAUUAACCCCAUUUGACAAAUGGAGAACUGAGGCAGAGAGGCUAAGUGACUUUCCAAAGGUCACACAGGAAGUCUGCAGCACAACAGAACUUUCCAAGACCCUAGUCCCCUAAUCAUUGGACAAUCCUUCUUGUCCAUGCACCAAAGGAAUGGCAUAUAGGAGUUGGAGUGGAUUAAAGUGCCAAGAAUGGGGGGAUACAAUGUUUCCCUUGAUGGAAUCUGUAGUAUGUCAGGGUUCAAUAUAGGCAUCUUAGAGGAAGACAGAUCAAUGAGAUGAUGAUACAGGGUUUCUAAUUGAUCUCAUUAGCAUGUAGAGAGGAGGUACAGGAAGGCACAGCCAGAUGGCAAGAGCUACAAAGAAGAUUUGUGGAUCAGCAAUAGCAAGGAUAUGUGAAGAAACAGAGCAGAAGCCACUAUUGGAAGAGGAGGAAACUGGAAUAGUGGUGUAGGAGUGGGGAAGAGAGAGAGAAAUCAGGUUCAUGAGAUAAGUAGAACAAGUUCGUGGGGAAUUUUGAACUGGAUCCUGAAAUGAAUAGGGAGUCAGUGGAGUCUCUCAGUGAGGGUAAUGUGAUCACAUUUUUUAUACAUGUGAAAAAGUAGGCUGCAAUAUUCUUCACCUUCUGGAGUCUGGAGAUCUAAGAUUUGGAGAUGCCUCAGAGAAGGGAGUCAAAAUAAUCAAGGUGAGAAGGCACUUAUAAGUUUCAGCUGUGGUAAAUCUGAAGAAGUGGCAUACCCUGGCAAUGUCAUGGAGAUGGCAUAUUUACAGAAACUGAAACAUUCACAGAAAUGUUCAUCCUUCAAGUGCAAUUACUUGAGCCAGAUUGUAAUAUCAUCAAAAUGAGCACCAAUGUGCUGGAGGUCCCUGAGUUUUAUGGCCUGUCCAGGGAGAUUGACAAGAAUGUGCUCACUUUUGACUAUGACAAGAAGACAAACCUGGAGUGCACCAUCAAACUGGCUUCUUUAGAAACUCUUCUACCAGCCCAUGGUCAACUUGUCAUUGGAGAACCUCAGCAAGAAGAGCCUCGUGGAGAUCAACCUCAUAGCUUCUUCCCUAGAUCCAAGCACAGAACAAGCCAAAGGUGCAGAAGUGGGCUCUGUGAUCCAGAACUGAAGAUGAUUCAGAACACCAAAAUGAGCUGUGAGGAAUUUUUACUGAUGGGAAUUAGAUAUCAGCAUCUUGACCCUCCUUCACCCAACAUUGAUUAUAUUCCUAUCAGGCUGGACCUCACAGACAGCAGAAGCAAAACGCUGCACAAGACAGAGCAUGCAUGGCUCCCUGUCCAAAUCAAAGGUGCCAUUCCCAACCAAAUCCCCAGAGCUGCCUUCAUGGCUAUGUUCAUCCUGGAGGUGGAUCAGUUUAUUUUGAGCCCCAUGACAACAACAACGGUGGAUGCUGAAGACAGUGAAACACCCAAAUCCCUGCUAGUGUUCAACAUUACCAAGCCACCCCCACAAGGCUACAUCACUCAUCUGUUAGACCAUACCAAGCCUAUCACCUCCUUCACCUGGAAAGAUCUCAGUGAGAUGCUUAUCGCAUAUCAGCCUCCAAACAACAGCCAUACAGAGAGGAGGAAUUAUGAGGUGGAGUUAGAGGUUCAUGACUUCUACUUUGAAAGGAGUUCACCAAUCACUGUGCAUAUCUCCAUCAGAACAACAGAUACAAAUGCUCCUCGGGUUUCAUGGAAUACAGGCCUUGAUCUCCUGGAAGGGCAGUCCCGACCAAUCACAUGGCAACAGUUUCAAAUAGUGGACAAUGACAACAUCAGGGGUGUUCGCUUGGUCACAAUUGAUGGCUUACAGCAUGGACGGCUCACUGUAAGAGGAGGGAAAGGAUUCAUGUUCACGGUCUCUGACCUGAGGGCUGGGGUUGUUCGCUACCACCAUGAUGACAGUGACUCUACAAAAGAUUUUGUGGUAUUUAGGAUCUUUGAUGGCCACCACAGUAUUCGCCAUAAGUUUCCAAUCAAUAUCCUGCCUAAAGAUGACAGCCCCCCUUUCCUGAUCAGCAAUGUUGUAAUUGAACUGUAUGAAGGGCAGACCGUUCUGAUCCAGGGCUCCAUGCUUCAAGCGUCUGACAUGGACUCCAGUGAUGACUACAUACUCUUUAAUGUUACCAAACCACCACAGGCUGGAGAAAUCAUGAAGAAACCAGGGCCGAACCUUAUAGGGUAUCCUGUCACUGGCUUCCUUCAGAGAGAUCUGUUUAAUGGACUAAUUUACUACCGUCACUUAGGAGGAGAAAUAUUUGAGGAUUCCCUUGAGUUUGUCCUGUGUGAUAGCCAUGACCCUCCCAAUCUCUCAGAGCCACAGCUGGUGAUCGUGCAUAUUAUUCCUGUGGAUGAUCAGCUUCCAAAAGAAGCUUCUGGGGUUACCCGUCACCUCGCUGUUGAGGAAACUAAGAUAGCUCAUCUAACUAAGAAACAUCUCCAUUUCAUAGACAUGGAAGCACAAGAGAGAGAGCUCAUCUACACAGUAACCACCUCCCCAUUUUUCUCUUUUACUCAUGGUGUGUGUGUGUCUUUGUACAGCCCCUCCGAUGCUGGGAAGUUGUUUAUGGUGGACAGCAUCCCCAAGCUAGUCAAGGAUCCUUCUGUUCCAGCACUGAGAUCAUUCACUCAGCAUGCUGUGAACUACAUGAAAGUUGCCUAUAUGCCCCCUAUCCAGGACAUUGGGCCUGAACCUCAGCAUGUCCAGUUUAUUUUUUCAGUCAGCAAUCAGCAUGGAGGCACUUUGUAUAGGAUUUGCUUUAAUAUUACAGUUCUUCCAGUGGACAAUCAAGCUCCAGAGGUAUUUACAAAUAACUUGAAAGUGGAAGAAGGGGGACUGUGCACCAUUACAGGGAGCCAUAUUCUGAUGUCAGAUGUGGACACAAAACAGGAGAACCUCCACAUCUACCUUCAGAGGCUGCCGCUGCAUGGAAUGGUAGAACUGGAUGGAUUUCCCAUGAACAAAGGUGACAGGUUCACCUGCCAGGACUUGCACAUGUUAAAAGUCAGGUAUCAGCAUGAUGGCUCUGAGACUCUGCAUGAUGACAUCCUCUUUGCAGCCACAGAUGGCAUUAAUUCUUUAGAGUUUGUCCUACAGGUCAAGGUGCUACCUGUAAAUGAUGAGCCACCUAUCAUGAAAGAUGGCCUCAUUCCCCUAAUACAAUGUCCAGAGGGUGAGGAAGUGGUCAUCACCUCAGAGUACAUUUAUGCCACCGAUGCAGACAGCGAUGACAUGAAACUGACUUUUAUGUUGGCUCGACAGCCCUAUUAUGGGGUUGUGAGGAAAGCUGGUAUCGUUGUGGAUCGCUUCUCCCAAGCGGACGUUGUCUCUGGAGUAGUGACCUACAAGCAUACUAGUGGGGAGAUUGGCCUGACUCCUUGUUUUGACACCCUAACCUUGGUUAUCUCUGAUGGUGAAGCUGGCAUGGAUGUGAAUGACUGCUGUUAUGAUGGACUUCUUCCUCCUCCAGUACCACUUCAUGAUUCCUUUCCAGUAUAUGACCUUAACAUCAGUGUAUUUCCAGUGGACAACCAGCCACCAUCCAUUGCAAUUGGUGCCAUGUUUGUUGUGGAUGAGGGUUUCUCAGCUGUCGUUACCGCUAACAAUUUGUUUGCUACUGACCCCGACACCGCAGCAGAUGACUUAGAGUUUGUUUUGGUUUCUCCUCCCCAGUUUGGUUACAUUGAAAAUAUACUACCUUCCCCUGGGUUUGAGAAGAGCAACAUUGGUAUAAGUAUAGCUUCAUUUCAGCUGAAACACCUGAAAGCCUUGCAUAUAAAUUAUGUGCAGUCCAGGCACGUGAGGACAGAACCAACUUCAGACCAGUUUAUGAUUUAUGUCACUGAUGGGAAGCAUCAUUCAGUGGAGACCCCAUUUUAUGUCCUGAUCAACCCAACAAAUGAUGAAGUCCCAGAAUUCAUAGCAAGGAACAUAACUGUGCAGGAGGGCCAAAUGAAAGAACUGGAUCCCUCUGUAAUCAACGUUAUUGAUCUGGAUGUACCUCAAGAUCGUUUGAUGUUUACCAUUGUCCAGCAACCACAGCAUGGAUUCCUCAUUAAUGGAGUUUAUGGCAAUGAUGUUAUGAAUUACAAAAGAUUCAUUAACAGUCACCACAAUCAUGAACGUCCUGUGCAUGACUUUUCCAUGGAGCUUCUUAAGAAUGGAAUGAGGCUAGUGUACAUGCAUGAUGACUCUGAAAACCUCAUUGAUGGUUUUACACUCCAGCUGUCAGAUGGGAAACAUAAAGUCCUCAGAACCAUUCUGGUAAAGGUCAUCCCAGUUAAUGACGAGAAGCCAAUGCUGAGCAAGAAGGAUGAGAUAGAGGUGAACAUGGGUGAAACCCGAAUAAUUUCUAGUGCUGUUCUGUCAGCCGAAGAUAAAGACACCUCCAGGGAGAGAAUUUACUAUUUAUUUGAAAGAAUUCCAGAAAAUGGGCAGCUUCAGCUCAAGGUAGGUAGGGACUGGGUGAUGCUCCAAACUGAAAUGAAGUGCACCCAGGAGGAAAUAGAUAUGAACCUUGUGAGAUACGUGCAUACAGGAGCUAUGGGGUCCAGGAACCAAGACAGCUUCACAUUUCAUCUGUGGGAUGGGGACAACAAAUCCCCAGCAAUGGACUUCUAUAUAACUAUCAAGGAUAUGGAAAAAGGGGACAUUGCUGUUUUCGUGAGGCCACUUACUGUAUCUAAGGGGGACAGAGGUUUCUUGACAACUGAUGUUCUCCUUGCAAUUGAUGGAACUGAGAAACCAGAAGAGCUCCUCUAUGUGAUAACCUCGCCACCUCAGUAUGGACAGAUAGAGUAUGUCAGCUAUCCUGGAGUCCCUAUUACAAGUUUCAGCCAAAUGGAUGUAGCAGGUCAAGCAGUCUGCUAUGUUCACAAUAGCAAGGCAGCUGCUCCCCGAGAUCUGUUCAGAUUUAUCAUCAGCAAUGGACUGAAGACUAAACACGGAACGUUCGAGAUCACGUUGGAGACAGUGGACCAAGCUUUGCCCAUAGUGUCUAGGAACAAGGGGCUAAGAUUAGUGGAAGGCACUAUGGCACUCCUUUCUCCUGAUGUCCUGCAGCUUUCAGAUGCAGACACUUCCUCAAAGAACCUUACUUUCCUCUUGGCACAGCUCCCUCAAUAUGGCCAUCUGUGCUACCGAGGGACUGUGCUGCUGCAGCACAAUUUCACUCAGCAAGAUGUGGACAACAUGGACAUGGCAUAUAGACAUGGAGGAGGGGCUUCCCAGAUUGACAGAUUUACAUUUGUUGCAACAGAUAGGACUAAUGAAGGCUUCAUCGUAGAUGGGAAGGUGCAAAUGGAGCCUGUGGCAUUCACCAUUCAGGUGGACCAUUUGGACAAAACUGCACCAAAAAUUGUUCACCUCCAUUGUUCUUCAGAUGUGGAGCUCCUGAAAAAUGGCAAUUAUGGGAUUUACAUUACUGCCAGGUCCUUGAAGGCAUAUGACCCCGAUACAGAAGAGGACCAAGUCAUUUUUAAGAUUUUACGAGGUCCUCGUUAUGGCUACCUGGAAAAUAUAACAACAGGUGGAUUUAUCCAGAAAGGAUUCAGCCAAAAGGAUUUAAAUGGCAAAAUCAUACUUUAUGUCAUCAAUCCAUCCUGGGAGGUGAAUUCAGACAGCUUAGAGUUUCAAGUCACAGAUCCCACCGGAAACUCUGCUGCCCCGCAAACUCUGGAACUGAGGUGGUCUCAAAUUGAAAUACAACAGGCUGAGUACGUGGUGUGUGAGAAUGUGGGAAUGUUGCCUUUGAAAAUCACCAGAUUGGGGCACUCCAUGGACUCUGCCUUUAUUGCAGUGAAGGUUAAUGAAGUGACUGCUACAUUGGGAAAGGAUUUUACUGUGACGCCCUCUAAGCUCAUUCAGUUUGAUCCAGGAAUGUCAACCAAGACGUGGAAUAUAGCAAUUACCUAUGACGGAUUAGAGGAAGAUGAUGAGGUCUUUGAAGUAGUUCUGAACUCCCCUGUGAAUGCAAUUCUUGGCACCAGGACAAAAGCUGUAGUGAAAAUUCUGGACUCAAAAGGAGGUCAAUGCAGCUCUUUCCAUUCCUCUGGCCAAAACAAGCACAACUUAUGGGGGACAGGUGCAUUGCUUCCAGUUUCCUCAGGCUCCUCAUCGCCCUCCAAUCCUGGCACUGUUCACUUGGAAGAAAUCCCGCUGUCCUCUUCCAAAGAGAUGAUGGUGCAGAGAGGGGAUGUGUUGCAGGAAUUCAACUUGCUGAAUCUGUCAAGGAUGAGGCUUAGAGCUGUCAGAAAUGGCAAAAUAGUAAGGCAGAACUAUUGUAUGGUUUAUCCUUCAUCUGUGUUAAGAAAUGGAACUAAUGUGGCUUUUAAAUAUCAUGGAUUGGUCUCUCUCAGAGUAGAGGAUGACACCUCAUCAGCUAAUGCAAACAAGGCUAACAAGUCAAUAAUUAACCAAGGGCGGACAAAGAUAAAUGUGAUCUCCUCCAGGAAGACAGAAGUCCCACAAGCUGAUAAGGCAGAGUUGAUGUCUGAAUCACACUCUAACCAACAGGACCUGGUCCUCUCCUUUCCAAAGAGCUGCACACCUGAUUUAGAGGGGCUCUUGCAUUUUGAAGAAAGUACCCAAAACUUAUUUCAGUGUGAUGGAAUUUCGUGGAAGUUAUGGACUUCAAAAAGCAAGGAUGUUAGCAUGAAAAAAUGCCCAUCUGGAUGGAGCCAUCAUGGAGGCAGCUGCUAUUUCCUGAUCACAGACCAGAAAGUCACUUGGAAUACAGCUGCUCGGGCUUGCCGGGAACAAUACCUUGGAAGUCUAGCAAGUGUGGUCACGAAACAACAUAUGCAGUGGCUGUGGGACUUCAGUGGAAGGAAACCCUUUUGGAUAGGCUUUAAUGACCAAGUUAAUCCUGGCCAUUGGGAGUGGCAUGGAGGAGAACCUGUCACCUUCACAAACUGGAGAAGAAGUCCAUCUCGCCUUUCAAAGCAAGGAAAGAAUUGUGUUUUGGUGCAGAGGCGAGGGAAAUGGCAAGCAAAAGACUGUAGGAAGGGUAAUAGGCACAACUAUAUCUGCUCAAGAAAGCUGUAAACAAAACUGACACUCAUACCCAUCUGGCCUUUCUUGUGCACAGAAUAUUUAACUUAUAUUUGCAGUAUUCUGAGGGUAUAAGUGUAGAAAAGAAACUUUAUUAUCAUCAGGGUUUAUUUUUAUACUCCUGUGUUGGUAUAUUAGAGUCAAAUCGAGUGAAUGUGGUAGCACAGUGCUAAGCAUAGCAAGGAAGGGGUGGGCAAAUAGGUUCUCAUUAGAGAAAGACUCAGUAUAGAUCCAGAAUUCAAGCACCACCAAGUUUCAGAAUGUUUGGUUCUUGGUUUAGGAUCUGUCAUUUGUUCUAAUGAGAUGCCCAAAUUUUGUUACACCGAAGACUAAAGCCUUAGGUCUUACACCUAAUUGCCAUGUAAAUUUAUUCAUUUAUUUUUAAACAAAAAUAAACGAACACAACAGUCAACUUGCAAGUUCCAUGACUGGUGAAUGUAAAUUGUCUGUUGUUUGAAUUCAGCAGCAAUAAAACCUACAGAUUUACAGUU
Molecule: messenger RNA, 8216 nt
Organism: Chrysemys picta bellii (western painted turtle)
Lineage: Eukaryota; Metazoa; Chordata; Testudines; Emydidae
Gene: FREM1
Product: FRAS1 related extracellular matrix 1
Biological process (GO): cell communication; anatomical structure morphogenesis
Cellular component (GO): membrane
Source: RefSeq, a predicted model, not a curated record